GCGUUAGCUGCUCGUCGCCUAUAGUUGUAGGCUUAUAGCUUGUAGCCCUAGUUUGGCCCGGCUCGGCCCGGCCCAGUUCGGACCUGGAGUGGUAGUAGUGGUGGUGGUGAUGGAGCGGUUUCUGGCACUGCUGCGCCUGCUGGGCAGGAGGAGGCGAGGAAGGAGGUACCGGGCGGAUGACGAUUACCAGGAAGGCUAUGAAGACGUUUACUACUACACCAGCAAGUACAACACACACCUACUGAAUGAGGGGCCAUACACCAAACACUCUGCCGGGGCGCGACCUCCAGAUGGAGCGCUGGCCAUCAGGAGGCAGAGUAUACCAGACGAGUUUCGGGGCUGCACGGUGGUGGAGCUGAUGAAGAAGGAGGGGACGACGCUCGGACUGACGGUUUCUGGCGGCAUUGACAAAGACGGGAAGCCCCGGGUUUCAAACCUACGACAGGGAGGCAUCGCUGCCAGGAGCGACCAGCUGAACGUGGGAGACUACAUCCGUGCUGUUAACGGCAUCAACCUCGCCAAGUUCAGACACGAUGAGAUCAUCAGCCUGCUGAAGAACGUCGGGGAGAGAGUCGUCCUGGAGGUCGAGUACGAGCUACCACCCGUCUCGGUACAGGGGUCAGGGGUCAUGUUCAAGAACGUUGAAGUCACGCUUCACAAAGAAGGAAACAGCUUCGGCUUCGUCAUCAGAGGUGGGGCCCACGAAGACAGGAACAAGUCUCGCCCCAUCGUCAUUACAACCAUCAGGCCUGGCGGUCCGGCUGACAGAGAAGGAACCGUCAAGCCGGGUGAUCGGUUGUUAAGCAUCGACGGGAUUCGUCUCCACGGCAGCACGCUAUCAGAGGCCAUGAGUAUCCUGAAGCAGUGCGGGCAGGAAGCCACGCUGCUGCUCGAGUACGACGUCUCCGUGAUGGAUUCCGUUGCCACGGCGUCGGGGCCGCUGCUGGUGGAGGUUGCAAAGGCGACGGGCUCCAGUCUGGGCGUGGCCUUGUCCACCUCCAUGUUCUGCAACAAGCAGGUCAUCAUCAUCGACAAGGUCAAACCAGCCAGCAUAGCAGACAGGUGUGGUGCUCUUCAUGCAGGCGAUCACAUUCUGUCCGUCGAUGGGAAGUCGAUGGAGUUUUGUUCUCUGGCUGAAGCCACUCAGCUGCUCUCUGUAUCCUGUCAGACCGUCCGCAUGGAGAUCCUGCCACAACACCAGGCCCGACCGGCCCUGAACGCACCACAGCACGUCAAGGUGCAGCGUAGUCCCCGCCCCCUUCCCUGGGAGACCGGAGGCUCUGCCCCCAUCCUUCCCCCCUACCACUACAACACGUACCACCCCGACCAAUCAGCUGCCAGAUCGCACAACCGCCAUACAAACAACCCUCCCCUCAGCCACUCGUUCUCUCCUGGCUCCAUGUCAGCCUAUAGUCUCUCGUCCCUGAACAUGAGCACCCUGCCAAGGAACAUGUAUCCCACAAGUCCACGGGGCACCCUGAUGAGGAGGAAGGGCAAGAAGAAGGACUUCAAGAGUUCCUUGUCUCUUGCGUCCAGCACCGUGGGUCUCGCCGGUCAGGUGGUUCACACAGAAACCACAGAGGUGGCGUUGGUAGGCGACGGCAUCAUGGGGUUCGGCCUGCAGCUGCAGGGCGGAGUCUUCGCCACAGAAACGCUUUCCUCGCCGCCGCUCAUCGCUUACAUCGACCCCGACAGCCCGGCUGAAAGGUGUGGUAUCCUGCAGAUAGGCGACAGGAUUUUGUCUAUAAACGGAGUUCCUACUGAAGACUCGACUCUGGAAGAAACCAAUCAGCUGCUCAGAGACUCGUCCAUCACUGCUCAGCUCACACUGGAGAUUGAGUUCGACGUGGCCGAGUCAGUUGUCCCCAGUUCAGGAACGUUUCACGUGAAGCUCCCAAAGAAACCCGGAGUGGAGCUGGGAAUCACCAUUAGCUCUCCUUCCAACCGUAAACCAGGGGAUCCUCUGAUCAUCUCUGACAUCAAGAAAGGCAGCGUCGCACACAGGACGGGAACGUUGGAGCUGGGAGACAAGCUGCUGGCCAUCGACAACAUCCGGGUGGAGAACUGCUCCAUGGAGGAAGCCGUUCAGAUCCUUCAGCAGUGUGAGGAGCUCGUCAAACUGAAGAUCCGAAAAGAUGAAGACAACUCAGAUGAACAGGAAGUGUCCGGCAGCAUCAUCUACACGGUGGAACUGCAGAGGUACGGAGGCCCGCUGGGAAUCACCAUCUCAGGCACCGAGGAGCCCUUCGACCCCAUCAUCAUCUCCUCACUGACCAAGGGAGGGCUGGCUGAGAGGACCGGUGCGAUCCACGUAGGCGAUCGUAUUCUGGCGAUCAACAGCAGCAGCCUGAAGGGGAAACCUCUCAGUGAAGCCAUCAGUCUGCUGCAACAAGCAGGAGAGACGGUCACACUGAAGAUCAAGAAGCAGGGAGAACUGUCGAGUCCGAAGUCUUGUGUGAUUGGUCCAGGCCUGGGCCCGGGGGCGGGGCUGGACCAGGAGAACCAGGACGGGGAGGAGGAGACUGUUGUCAUGGUCGCGCCUCUGUCAAGCCAGAGAGCGUUCAGCACGCUGCCGUCAGUGGACAGCGCUGUGGAGUCCUGGGACGGAUCCAACAUGGACAGCAGCUUCACCACCCCAGCUCCACCAUUUCAGUCGUCUCCGUAUAGUUUCCACGAGUGGCGCAACGCCAAGACAACCAACAGCCAGUCGACGUCCUCCAAUCGCCAGAGAGCCAAUCCGCUGUCAGAUCUGGGUCUGAGUGACGACGACUGGGACCGCCCACCGCUUGGGGGAGCCUGUAAUCUGCCCAGCGGUCUAAUCUCUGACAGCAGGUUCACUGUGGGGCAUGAUGGGACAGAACCGGACCAGGAGGAGAACUUCUGGUCUCAGGCUCUGGAGGAUCUGGAGACCUGCGGCCAGAGCGGCAUCCUCAGAGAGCUGGAGGCAACCAUCAUGUCAGGCUCCACCCUGAGUCUGAACCAUGACCCCACCCCCCUGCGCAGCACACUGGGCCGCCAGGCGAGCUUCCAGGAACGCAGCAACUCCAGACCACAGGUGACAGCCCGGUCCAACACCUUGCCGUCUGACCCCCAACGCAGAGCCUUUGCCAUGAGGAAGAUGAGGCAGGAAGUCAAUGAGAUCCUAAACCAGAACCCAGUGGAACUCCACAAGCUGACUCUAGAGAAGGCUUCAGAUCUGGAGGAUUUUGGCUUCAGUGUUUCUGACGGUUUGCUGGACCGCGGCGUCUACGUAAGCAACAUCCGACCGGGAGGCCCAGCAGAGCAGGGAGGCCUCCGAGCAUAUGACCGAAUACUGCAGAUUAACCACGUGCGGACCAGGGACUUUGACUGCUGCCUCGUCGUCCCGCUGAUCGCAGAGUCUCCUAACCAUCUGGAGCUUGUCAUCAGCCGAAACCCCACCUCCUCCUCCUCGUCCCUGCUGGCCAAUCACACUGAUGGACUCACCAACAGCGCCCACUCCCCUCAGCCAAUCUGCAGCGAGCUUGGACCGUCGGAGCUCUCCAUCGGCCAGGGAGAGGAUGGCGGUCCGAUCAAGUGGAGCAAACCGGGAGACGGGCUGGGGGCGGGGAUUGGGUUAGGGCAGUUGAAUAAUAAAUCCUUAUAGCAAACAAAAACUGGAUGAAACUGGAUUCAACCGGUUCUAACCAGAUUGGAUUUGCGAGGUCAAGAACAAUAACAAACCCCAUCCGACUGGUUCAGCGUGGACCCCCAUGGUGCUACACACCCUCUGGAUAAACUUUGACCCUUAAACACUAAAGUUUGACCUUUGAACUGCUAAAGCAGCCUGAAAGCACACUGAUGGACUGAAGCAACUCCUCACCUUUUCACCUGAACCAGUUCUUCAUACUGGUCCAACUGGUGUCACUGGAACCAGAACUAUGACUACUGAUUUUACUGAAACUAGCCCAGAACCACGGCCAAUGGUUCAAGACAUGUGGGUUCUGGUCUUAGUGGU
Messenger RNA from Micropterus dolomieu (smallmouth bass), 3976 nucleotides. RefSeq names its product glutamate receptor interacting protein 1 (gene grip1). The transcript is spliced from 26 exons. The record is from RefSeq and is a predicted model, not a curated record. Gene Ontology annotation, biological process: neurotransmitter receptor transport, endosome to postsynaptic membrane. Bases 110 to 3625 code for a protein of 1171 amino acids. Lineage: Eukaryota; Metazoa; Chordata; Actinopteri; Centrarchiformes; Centrarchidae. Gene Ontology annotation, molecular function: nuclear glucocorticoid receptor binding.